CGGAAGCGCGGGCGCCGGGAGCGAUGGCAGCCGGUGGCCUGAGUCGCUCGGAGCGCAAGGCGGCGGAACGCGUCCGGAGGCUGCGGGAAGAGCAGCAGCGGGAGCACCUCCGUCAGGUGUCCCGCAUCCUGAGGAAGGCGGCUGCCGAGCGCAGCGUGGAGGAGGGCCGGCUGCUGGCUGAGAGCGAGGACCUGGUAACUGAGCUGCAAGGCCGGAGCCGGCGACGCGAAGGCCUGAAGCGGCGCCAGGAGGAGGUGUGCGACGACCCGGAGGAGCUGCGGAGGAAAGUUCAGGAGCUGGCCAGCGCCGUCAGGAACGCUAAAUAUUUGGUGGUCUACACAGGCGCGGGCAUCAGCACGGCAGCUUCCAUUCCAGAUUACCGGGGCCCCAAUGGAGUGUGGACGCUGCUGCAGAAAGGCAGGAAUGUCAGUACCACUGACUUGAGUGAGGCCAACCCGACCCUCACCCACAUGAGCAUCACCCGUCUGCACGAGCAGAAGCUGGUACAGCAUGUGGUGUCUCAGAACUGUGAUGGGCUCCACGUGCGGAGUGGGCUGCCACGCACGGCCAUCUCAGAGCUACACGGGAACAUGUACAUCGAGGUCUGCACCUCCUGCACCCCCAACCAGGAGUACGUGAGGGUGUUUGACGUGACGGAGCGCACAGCCCUGCACCGGCACCAGACGGGCCGGGCUUGCCACAGGUGUGGGGCCCAGCUCCGCGACACCAUCGUGCACUUCGGGGAGCGGGGCACGCUGGGGCAGCCGCUGAACUGGGAGGCAGCCACCUCAGCUGCCAGCAAAGCAGAUACCAUCCUGUGCUUAGGUUCCAGUUUAAAGGUCCUGAAGAAGUACCCACACCUCUGGUGCAUGACCAAGCCCCCCAGCCGGCGGCCCAAGCUCUACAUCGUGAACCUACAGUGGACGCCCAAGGACGACGGGGCCACUCUGAAGUUACAUGGGAAGUGUGAUGAUGUCAUGAGACUCCUCAUGGACGAGCUGGGCCUAGAGAUCCCCUUGUACAGCAGGUGGCAGGAUCCCAUCUUCUCCUUGGCCACCCCAUUGCUUGCUGGUGAGGAGGGCAGUCACAGCCAGCGACCACUGUGCCGAAACAGAGAGGAGGAACUAUCCAGUGGCCAGGACGCCCCAUCAGGCCCGGCUCCUGCUCGAGGCGGCUGGUUUGGCAGGGGCUGUGCCAAGCGGAUCAAGAGGAAAAGGGUCACGUAG
Molecule: messenger RNA, 1226 nt
Organism: Chrysochloris asiatica (Cape golden mole)
Lineage: Eukaryota; Metazoa; Chordata; Mammalia; Afrosoricida; Chrysochloridae
Gene: SIRT7
Product: sirtuin 7
Exons: 10
Coding region: 24-1226 (400 amino acids)
Molecular function (GO): NAD+ binding
Source: RefSeq, a predicted model, not a curated record